CUGCACCUGGGCACCCCACAGCUCACAUGAGCGCGCGCCUCGACGCGACACACAGCCACCACCUCCCAGCUGCGACUACAUAAUUUCGUCACUCGUCAUCACCCUUCGGCGCACCUGGGACUAUGUCGGAGAGCAACCCUGCUUAGUAAGUGGUCUUGGCAGUCGCGCCUGCCUCAAGCGUCAUAUCUACCAGCGCCACCUGCAGCUGCCUUUCAUUCAUCCUCACUCUCUCCCGCCCGCUCCGCUCUCGCAAUUCCCACUGCGCCGCUGCACUGCGACUCCUGCCCGACGACGUAUUGCUACCGCAGCCUCGAGUAGCACGGCGCGCAAGAGCGCUCCGCCUAGCGACCUUCCGCUCGACGCAUCGACAUGCCCCCCAAGAAGCGCAAAGCCGACGCCGCCGACGCCGAGGUGGACGGGCAAGAGUGGUCUGGCGGAGAGCUGAGUGAUGCCGAAACCUUCAAGCGGCUCGAGAACAAGUUUUCUCUCGUCGGACAUCAAAAGCCUCGACACCAGACAGACGGUGCCUCGGGACUCUUUCAAAAUGAUCAGGCCUCCCAGCCUCUCAAGCCAGACCACGCCAGCCGCCCCAUGUGGGUGGUCGAGGACGGCAAGAUCAUUCUAGAGUCGUUCAGCCCUCUGUUCCCCGAGGCGCAAGACUUCCUGAUCAAUAUCGCUGAACCCAUCUCGCGUGUCUCGAGGAUGCACGAGUACGCCUUGACUGCCCACAGCCUCUUUGCCGCAGUCUCUGUCGGCCAUACCCCCGACGAGAUCAUCAACAGACUCGAGAAGUAUUCCAAAGCUGUCCUCAAUUCUAGCGUAGUCAGCUUCAUCAAGAAGUCUUCUGCCGCCUACGGAAAAGCCAAAAUUGUUUUGAAAAAGACCCUUUCCUACAUCGAGAGUGAUGACCCUGCGUUGUUGCGCCAGCUGCUGCAGGACCCCGUCAUAUCACAAAGUUUAGCCGACAGCAGCGCCACAUUGAUCACCGAAGCGGCUCCAAAAUUCGGCCAGAUGAUGAUUCCGGGCACCAAGAUGGCUGCUGGUGCCAACCAGAUUGCGCAACCCGAGAUCGCUGCUGAAGAGCCGGAAGAGCCCAACAAAAUAAUCGCUGCACUUAGAGAAGAUGACGAAGAGGAGGAAGAGGCCAAAGUGCAUUCUUUUCAGAUCAGAAGUGAGACACGCGAGGCUGUAAUCAAGCAGUGUUGGGAGAUCGGCUAUCCAUUGACCCAGGAAUAUGACUUCAAUAAUGACCAAGUGAAUGCAAACCUUGACAUCGAUCUAAAGCCACACGCGCAGAUCCGAUACUACCAGGAGAAGGCACUGAGUAAGAUGUUCUCCAACUCGCGAGCCCGAUCCGGCGUCAUAGUUCUCCCGUGCGGUGCUGGCAAGACGCUAGUGGGCAUCACAGCUGCCUGCGGAGUUAAAAAGUCUUGCAUAGUUCUAUGUAACAGCACCAUGUCCGCAAUACAGUGGAGAACAGAGUUUAUCAACUGGAGCAACAUCAACCCCGACGACAUUGCCGUUUUAACUUCCAUGGAGAAGAACGUCUUCCCCAGGUCUGCUGGAGUUUUGGUGACGACCUACCACAUGCUCGCUGCAUCUGGGAAACGGGCGCACGAUACUGCUGCCGCUCUCAAAUUCAUUCAAGAGCGAGAGUGGGGCUUGCUCAUCGCCGAUGAAGUUCACAUAAUUCCUGCGGCAAUGUUUAAGAAGGUCACUUAUUCAGUGGCAUCGCACUGCAAGCUAGGACUGACAGCAACAUUGCUUCGAGAAGACGACAAGAUAGGGACCUUGAACUUUCUAGUGGGACCAAAGCUCUACGAAGCGAACUGGCAAGAACUUUCCCAACAAGGCCACAUAGCCAAGGUGCAAUGCGCUGAGGUCUGGUGUAGAAUGGCCCCGGAAUUCUAUCGAGAAUGGCUGAACACGACAGGGUCUAACAGCCCCAAAAAGCAGCUGCUUGCUGUCCUUAAUCCAUACAAAUUCCAAGCCUGUCAAUUUCUCAUUGAUUAUCACCACAAGCGUGGCGACAAGACCAUUGUCUUUUCUGACAAUGUGUACGCGCUCACGAAGUACUCUAACAAACUGGAGUGCGCCCAGAUCCACGGUGGCACCCCACAACAUGAGCGACAACUUGUCCUAGACAAUUUCCGGAACAACCCGGCGAUCCAUACUAUAUUCCUGUCGAAAAUCGGUGACACCAGUCUCGACCUACCCGAAGCAACAUGUCUCAUCCAAAUCAGCUCUCAUUACGGGUCUCGCCGUCAAGAGGCACAAAGACUCGGAAGAAUCCUUCGGGCGAAGCGGCGUAAUGACGAAGGCUUCAACGCUUUCUUCUACUCAUUGGUCUCCAAGGACACAGAUGAGAUGACAUACGCUGCUCGACGGCAGUCAUUCCUUGUCGAUCAAGGGUACGCUUUCAAAAUCAUCACCAGAUUGGAGGGUAUUGAGGACCGCACCGACUUAUAUUUCCGGACUUUGACCGAUCGAAAAGAAUUGCUGACCGAGGUCUGUCUCGCAAAGGAAUCUGACGCCGCAGAGGAGCAGAUCGCAGGCGACACGUUCUCCAUGAACCUCAACAAGCGCAAGAAAGGCGGCGCACGCCGCACUGCAGGCACGUUAGCCGACCUCUCCGGAGGUGCGGGCAUGUCAUAUAUCGAGUACAACAAGACGAAGAAUAAGGAGCUCUCCAAGAGCAAGGGCGUCAAGAACAACUUCAUCCGCAAGCUAAAUAGCAGCCAUACGAACGCUAAGAAGAGGAAGGCUGCUGGACAAUAAGCGACCAACGGCAAUGAGAUGUUGAAGUCUAUGCUUGAGCAG
Messenger RNA from Paraphaeosphaeria sporulosa, 2820 nucleotides. Its product is annotated as TFIIH basal transcription factor complex helicase-like protein XPB subunit. NCBI's taxonomy places the organism in Eukaryota, Fungi, Ascomycota, Dothideomycetes, Pleosporales, Didymosphaeriaceae. Gene Ontology annotation, cellular component: nucleotide-excision repair factor 3 complex; transcription preinitiation complex; transcription factor TFIIH holo complex. The record is from RefSeq and is a predicted model, not a curated record. Bases 370 to 2778 code for a protein of 802 amino acids. Gene Ontology annotation, biological process: nucleotide-excision repair; transcription initiation at RNA polymerase II promoter. The transcript has a single exon. Gene Ontology annotation, molecular function: 3'-5' DNA helicase activity; hydrolase activity; DNA binding.